Messenger RNA from Paramecium tetraurelia, 1893 nucleotides. RefSeq lists its product as uncharacterized. The record is from RefSeq and is a predicted model, not a curated record. The transcript is spliced from 3 exons. Lineage: Eukaryota; Ciliophora; Oligohymenophorea; Peniculida; Parameciidae.
AUGUUUGCAUAAGCAAGAGAGUGUCAUAUUCAUGCUAAGCUGAACAUUUUUGGACAGGAUAGACGUGCUUACCUUGCGAGAAAGGAUGCAAGUGUAGUUCUUAUAUGGGUUGUGAUGGAGGAUUACAAUGUUAAAGUGGAUGGGCAUAUUAAGAUGAAGGAGACAAGAAAUGUGUGCAAUGCCCAACAGGAUGUAGUUCAUGUAUUCUAAAUGGGAUAAAUGGAUUUAUUUGUAAUAAGUGCUAAUCAGGAUAUUAACUAAUAGGUAGAAUGUGGCAGUAUAUUUGUAGCAAACAUCUGUGUGCCAUUGAGUUUUAAUCCAAGAUUAGGGAAUGUGAAGUUCUUUGGAUUCGGAUUAUGGGGAAUUCCUUAUUGGACGAUAGCUUUGGAUAAUUUGCCAUAAGGCAUUGAAGAGGCUUAUUCCACAUUGGAUUGUAUUGAAAGAGAUUCUUCAACAACAUUUUGUUCGAAAUGUCCAGAUGGUUCGUGGUUGAAUGAACUGAUGUAAUGUGAGAAGUGUGGGCCAGGUUGUUCCUUAUGUAAGUCUAGAGGAACUUGUGUAGAAUGUCAAAGUGGAUACUAUUGGGGUGAAGAGACAGGUUAAUAUACUUAAUAUACUGCAUAUUUCAAUGGAGCAGGAAGAUGCUUGUAGUGCAGUAUUAAAAAUGCUAAGAGUUGUGAUGCCAACUCUGUUCUGAGUUGUGUAGAUGGAUCUUAUUUAUAAAAUUCAAAUUGUGUAGAUUGUCUAAUGUAAUGUUAAACUUGCACGAAUGGUAAUUCAUGUGUCACCUGCAAGUAAGGUUAUUACUAAUAGAAUAAUGAAUGCUAAUAUUGUAUUGGAAAUAGUGACAUGAAUAUAAAUUGUUUGGAAUGUUCUGAUCUAAAUACAUGUACUAAAUGUGCUGAUUCUUAUAUGUUAAUAAAUUCUCAGUGUUAUUUAAUUCCAGUGGAUCCAGGAUGUGAAACUUUCAGAGCCAAAGGAACCAAUCAAGUUGUAUGUGAUGUCUGUUUAAAUGGAUACUACUUAUACUAAGGUACUUGUUAUUCAUGUUUGAAUGAAAAUGAGUUAUAUGACCUGUGUACAAAUUUGGACGAAUCUGGAUAAUCUCCAUCCGUCUAUCCUACUCAAUGUUUGACUAAUAUCGCAGACCCUAUAAGUUCAUCCAAUUACUUUUUAAUCUAAUAGACUGAUUAGGAAAUUAAGACUAAUUUAUGUGUGCAAAAUAAUAAUGGAUGCACUAAAAUGAUUGAUUCGAAUGGAUAAUGCUCUUAAUGUGCUGACCAAUACACUUUGAAUAAUGGAGUAUGUUAUCCAUGUUCAACCAUUUUAAACUGUUUAGAGUGCUCAUACAAUAAUGAAGUAGUUUGUAAUAAAUGCAUUUAAUCUACUUACUUAAAUAACAAUGAAUGUGUUUAAUGUAUAGAAGGGUGUAACAAGUGUUCCUCAUAAAAUUCUUGUGAUACUUGUUCUACAGGAUACUAUUAUAAUACCUAAUAAUAGUGUGUAAAAUGCUCAGUUUAAAAUUGUUCAUCUUGUCCCAAUGAUACCUGCCAAAGUUGUGUGCCUUAAUUCUUCUUGUAUGCAUAAACAUGUUAGUUGUGUCCUCCAGGUUGUUCUAAUUGCCAAGGUACUUUAGGCAGGGAAUGUACAACUUGUCUAGAUGGAUUUUAUUUGAAAGAUAAUGGUUGUUAUCCUGGAACACAAUAUUGUGCUCAACAUAAUAGUGAUGGAACUUGUAAACAUUGUAUCUAUGGAGCAUAUGUGGCUGACAAUUAAGAAUGUUUGCCUUGCAUCUCACUUGGAGCUGGAUAUGUUUGCGGAUAAAAUGCUAAUGUCUAUUGCUUUUUAGGAAUAUUACAAUUUGCUGUUCUAUUUAUGCUAUUGUUUCAGUGA